AUUAAAAUUUUAAUUUUAGCAAACUUCUUGACUUUUUAAAAAACUCUGAAAUCAAGGUCCAGGAAAGCAAAAAAGACAUAAGCUGGCCAAAUGCCCAGAGGCACUUAAUAUUACUUGAUGCCCUUCCCGCACUUCACAAUAUGCCACGGCAACUUCAGUUCAGAAUCCCCCGUAAAUGGACAUCGACAAAUAUUGGAUGGAGUUCCCCCCAAUCAGUUAACAGAAUAUGAAAGUCAUCAUUAUAAGACAUUAUGUCAAUAAGUCAAGACAAAGCUAGGUUAGUGACCCAAGUAGGCCUGUGUGCACACCGGUAACACAAGAAGAUCAGUCUUUUCAAUUAAAAACCUGGAAACAUCACAGGCAGAAAAAUGGUAUAAAUUUGGGGUGCUGCUUUUGGGGUCCUCCCCCAAUAAAAUACAAAAUCCAGCAGAAAGACUACUAACAAAAACAAGAAGAAGAAAACAUUUCACUCCAGUGUUGGCUUCUCUACAUUGGCUGUCUGUAUCCUACAGGAUCAGUUUUUAAAAAAUGUGUUGUUUUUAAAGCUCUUAAUGAUAUGGCACUAUCAUACAUAGCAGAAUGUCUGUAUUAAUAAACUCCAGAUCGGGCACUAUGAUCAUCAGACUCUAGACUAUUAACAGUUCCAAGGACUUAAAAAGAACUUGCUGAAGCAGCCUUUAACGCCUUUAUUCUCCAAAACUAUGGAACACACUACCACUGCAUAUCCGACUGUCAGAUUCUGAGAGUGACUUCAAGAAACAGCUUAAAACACAGCAUUUUACUCUCUUAAAUUAAAUUAUCAUUGUUUAGAAGAAUGAAAGAUAGGGGAAGGGGAGGUGAAAUGGAGGGAAAAGUUCAGCCACUCCUACUGAAAGAAAGUUGUCACCAGAGAGAAAGAGGAAGGAGGGAUGUGGAGGAAGAAAAGAGAUAAAUCAGUUGUAUCACGGAGAGCUUCAGACAGAAAGCUGACAGAGCUCAGCAGCUUCUCGUCUCCUCCGCUUUCUGAGAAUGGAAACCCUUGAAGAAGAUGAACUUUGCUUUCCACAACUCCUCAACUCCUCCUGCAGGAAGACCAUGCGUCCUCACUCUGUAUCCAUGCUCACUUACAUUUUACUGUCCUCCAUCUCUCUGCUCACUGUGACUCUCAACCUGCUGGUCAUCAUCUCCAUCUCUCACUUCAAGCAGCUCCAGACCCCCACCAACAUCAUCCUCCUCUCUCUGGCUGUCUCAGAUUUCUUCGUGGGCCUCCUCGUGUCCUUUCAAAUUGUACUAAUAGAUGGCUGCUGGUUCCUCGGUGACCUAAUGUGUAUUGUGUAUUAUUUUUUAGACUAUAUUAUUACCUCUGCCUCUGUAGGAACCAUGGUGCUGAUAUCUGUUGACCGCUAUGUGGCUAUUUGUGAUCCCCUACAUUAUCCCACUAAAAUCACACAAAAAACAGUUACGAUCAGUGUUUGUCUGUGUUGGAUAUUUUCUGUUUUCUCUAACAUUCUGAUACUGAAGGACAACCUGGAACAACCAGGCAGGUAUAAUUCCUGCUCUGGAGAGUGUGUCUUUGUCAUUAACUACAUUGCUGGACUUGUAGAUCUUUUUUUGGCCUUUAUUGGUCCUGUCACUGUCAUCAUAGUUCUGUAUAUGAGAGUAUUUGUGGUGGCUGUGACUCAGGCUCGUGCCAUGAGGUCCCAUAUUGCAGCUAUCACUCUCCAGUGCCCAGUGACAGUAACUGCUAACAAAUCUGAAAUGAAAGCAGCCAGGACUCUUGGUGUUGUUAUUGUCGUGUUUCUAAUAUGCCUCUGUCCAUAUUAUUGUGUCACACUUACAGGCCAGGACACCUUGCUCAAUGUCUCAUCUGUUGCCUUUGUAAUGUGUUUGUUCUAUUUCAACUCCUGUCUUAACCCUGUGAUCUAUGCCUUUUUUUACCCCUGGUUUAGAAGAUCUAUUAAACUCAUUGUUACACUUAAGAUACUGCAGCCUGGCUCCUGUGACGCCAACAUACUUUAGAGAGACGCUGCAUGUUGGCGGAAAUUAGACAGACAAAUGUAUUUGACCAUGGUGGGGAGAAAUUGAAUAACCGGUGUAAAAGUCUGGGUACAGUGACCUUUGUAUGAUCACUUUUAUAUACAGAUCAUACUGUAUGUGUCUUGACAUUGUGUAGGUACAGUAUACUGUUUAAUUUUCAAUGCAAAGUGAAGCUACUUAUAAAACUACUUCUACAACUCUAACUCUUACAUUGUGUCUGUCUGCCACAAAGUUCUGUCAUGAACUGACUUUUUAUCCAGUUUAAACCACAUUUUUAUAAUACAAGUAUUAGUCCUUGGUUGUUUUUAACAUUAUCUUUUAACUGGUUGAAGGAUUCCAGUCAUCAGAUGUCUUGAUUUUUAAGUUUUACAGAGAAACAUGCUGAGCAAAUGUUUGUGACAACAAUUGUGAUGAGGAACUGUUUUUUUCAGUGUUUUUACUGGUUUUGAUUACCACGUUCAUUUGUUUUUGGGUGGAGGUAACCUCUGUGGACAAUUCAGCCCCAACUGAGCAGCCAAACUAGCACUAGUGGCACUGUACCUCAGUCAUGGUUCUCCAUUUAAGUGACUGAGAGUAAGUGGGAUUCUAUCUACCGUGAGGGCUGUGAUUCUUGCCAUCUUACCAUCACUCCUCUGAAGGCUGAACUCAGUUAGAAGAACAAGCUCAUCUUCCAGUUUUCAACUGUCACUACUGCUCAGGCUAAACAGCUUGCUGUCCUGGGCUCCUCUGGCUGCAGUAUUUGGGUCUGAACCACU
Messenger RNA from Sebastes umbrosus (honeycomb rockfish), 2771 nucleotides. Its product is annotated as trace amine-associated receptor 13c-like. The coding region runs from base 1009 to 1998 and encodes 329 amino acids. Gene Ontology annotation, molecular function: trace-amine receptor activity. Gene Ontology annotation, biological process: G protein-coupled receptor signaling pathway. The transcript is spliced from 2 exons. Gene Ontology annotation, cellular component: membrane. The record is from RefSeq and is a predicted model, not a curated record. NCBI's taxonomy places the organism in Eukaryota, Metazoa, Chordata, Actinopteri, Perciformes, Sebastidae.